CCUCAUCAGUGAGUCUGCCCCGAUGCCGGCCAGCCAGGCGGAGUUAUGUGGCUGUUUCCCACACUUGUGAGCAGCCAGAGGGCUCGCCGAGCUCCCUGCUGCCCCGGACAGAGAGCUGCCAGCAUUGCUUCAGAGCGGAUGGCAUCAGGAUGCUCGGCGGGCGGUGCUGCGGCUGCGGCGCUUGGAAGGUCGCGGCGCGGCUGCACGGUCCGCCGCGCUGUGCUCGCGCGCGCCAGCGAUCUUCCCGACCCUCUCCACCUCCUCCGCUCCGCACCGUCACUGAGCCUCGCCUCGCGCAGCCAUGUCCUCCUACAUCUACUCUCUGCUCGGCAAGAGCGAUCCCAACAGCUCGCUCGUCGUGCCGGGUGUCGUCGACGGCACACAACAGGCGCUGUGGAUCGCUGCCGCCAGCAUCUGCUUCAACCCGCUCUACUGGAAUAUCGUGGCGCAGAACGAGUACCGCAACCGCACCAUCACGAAAGUGCUGCAGGGCAACCGCUACCUCGGCUGCUACCUGCUCGGCGCCAGCAUCUUCCUGCUCGGACUGCUGCGCGAUCAUCUCUACAACACUGCCCUCUCCACGCAGCCCACCUCGCCGUACCUCGACACUCCGCUGGUCAAGCUCGGCGGCGGCGCGCUCUUUGCCGCCGGCAACGUGCUCGUGCUCUCUUCCAUGUGGGCCCUCGGCGUCACGGGCACGUACCUCGGCGACUACUUUGGCAUCCUGAUGCCGAGCAUGGUCACGGGCUUCCCCUUCAGCGUCGUGCCUGACCCCAUGUACGUGGGCAGCAGCAUGUGCUUCGUUGGCGUGGCGCUCUGGUUCGCCAAGCCCGCUGGUCUGAUCCUCUCGGGACUCGUCAUGGUCGUCUACCUCACUGCUAUGCGGUUCGAAGGGCCCUUCACCUCGAACAUCUACGCCGAAGCGGCGCGCGCCAAGAAGCGUGGUGGCUCUAGCAAGAGCAGCACUGCUGCCGCAGAGAUCGAAGGACCGGCUGCUGGCACGCGCUCGCACACUGACAGCCCGGCGGCCAGCACGCGGAGUCGUGCCAAGAAAAACUCGAACUGAGCAGCCUCUGAAAAGGGAAGGCGGAAGCGCGGAGAGGGGAAAGCGCGCGGCAAGGGAGGGUGAAGAGUGUCGGUCCGAUGAGAGCGAAGGCGGGCCACACCGAUGCACGAAAUAAAGAGAUUCGUUGGCGCAAGACGGGAGCAGGAGGGCAUGGAGGUCGCGCGCUUCGGCGCGGAGGUGAGGGGCGGAAGGAGC
Tilletiopsis washingtonensis is the source of this 1261-nucleotide messenger RNA. Its product is annotated as putative OPI3-methylene-fatty-acyl-phospholipid synthase. Lineage: Eukaryota; Fungi; Basidiomycota; Exobasidiomycetes; Entylomatales. Gene Ontology annotation, biological process: phosphatidylcholine biosynthetic process. Bases 302 to 1066 code for a protein of 254 amino acids. Gene Ontology annotation, molecular function: S-adenosylmethionine-dependent methyltransferase activity. The record is from RefSeq and is a predicted model, not a curated record. The transcript is spliced from 5 exons.